CCGCCUCCGUGCGGCGGCCCGGCCCGCGGGGUCCCCGAGCUCGGGCGGCGGAGCUGCGGACGCGCCCUCGGCCUCCUGCCCCGCGGCGCUGGCCUGACCCCCGGCUCGCGCCCCGCAGGUUCUUGCCUUUCCAAACAGAGAGGGCAGUGCAUGAAGCCAGGGGUCAUCAGCCAUGCUCCAGACAGUGUGGCCCCAGGGGCCAGUGACCUUUGAGGAUGUGGCCGUGUACUUCCCCCAGAGUCAGUGGACCAGCCUGGACCCCAUGCAGAGGGCCUUGUACCGGGAGGUGAUGCUGGAGAAUUAUGCAAACAUAACUUCCUUGGCAGCAUUUCCAUUCCCCAAACCAGAUCUGAUAUUCCAGCUGGAGCACGGGGAAGCACCAUGGGGCCUGGAUCCCUGGAUACCCAUCGAGGGAGAGGCCUUGGGAUGUGUCCACCCAGGUGGUAAAAACAAGACUGAGAAUGAGGAGCAAACCCCAAGACUGAACAUUUCCGAAGACUCAGUGGUCCACAGGCUGAUGGUGGAGGGGCUGCUCAGAGAAGCUCCCCAGCCCCCUCACCAUAAGGAUAGCUUAGAGAAGCCACAGCUGUGUGACAUAGGGGAGAAAACAAACAAAGGAGUUUUCACAGACUUGCUGGCCCAGGAUUACAAAUCCUCCAGCAUUGAAAGAGAGGAGACAGUCAGGCAACUAGAAGGAAAUGCUGGUGUCAGCACACAUUUCCUUACACAGCAGGGCCUCCCCAGAGGACAGGCAGUUUAUAAAUGUGCAUGUGGCCGGUAUUUCAGUCAACACUCAGACCUUCUCCAGCAUCAGAGGAUUCAUACUGAUGACCAGCCCUACAAGUGCAAAGAAUGCGGGAAAGCCUUCAGGUAUAACUCAAAACUAUUCCGGCACCAGAAAACCCACACCGGGGAGAAACCUUACUCAUGUCAGGAAUGUGGACAGGCCUUCAGUCAAAAUUCCCACCUCCUUCAGCACCAGAAACUCCACGGUGGACAGAAGCCCUAUGCAUGUAAGGACUGUGGGAAAGCCUUCAGCUACAACUCAAAACUCAUCCGGCAUCAGCGAAUCCACACCGGGGAGAAACCCUUUAGGUGUAAGGACUGUGGGAAGGCUUUCAGGUGUGGCUAUGACUGCAUUGUCCAUGAGCGAAUUCACACCGGGGAGAAGCCGUACGAAUGUCAGGUGUGUGGGAAAAGUUUCAGUUCAAAUUCAGUCCUCGUUCAGCACCAGCGAAUCCACACCGGAGAGAAACCGUACGAGUGUAAGGAGUGUGGGAAAGCCUUCCGCCGAAGCUCGGUAUUUCUCCAGCACCAGAGGCUCCACACGGGGGAGAAGCUCUACAAAUGCAAAGAGUGCUGGAAAACUUUCAGCUGUAGCUCACGCUUUAUAGUACACCAGCGAAUCCACACUGGGGAGAAGCCCUAUGGCUGCCUGGAGUGUGGGAAAGCAUUCAGUCAGAAGGUAACCCUGGUCCAACAUCAGCGGCUCCACACAGGGGAGAGGCCUUACGAGUGCAAGGUGUGCGGGAAAGCCUUCAAGUGGAGCGCAAGUUUCAUUCAGCACCAAAAGUUGCAUGCUCGCAAGAAAGUGGCCCAAGUGACAGGGCCAGCCACACUGGGGCCCCGCUGCCCCUCUUCUAGCUGCCCCCCUCUGCCUGCCCCACGUGUGCACUCUGCCCCCACCGUGCCAGGGGCUGCCUCAGCUUCCCCACAUCCCAUGCUCCUUCCUCCCUCCAUGCCUGUCUUUGUGCUGCUCCCCUUGUCUGAAAUGGCCAAUUCUUCACCUGUUCAAAUAGUGCCUUUCUUUCAGGAUCUCACUUCCCCUGGGAAGUCCUCCACUGGGAGCCCAAAUCCUUUGUCCCGCUCCCCCUGAGCUCCCUCACAUCCUCCACCACCUACCCACCUAGACUUAUCAGUUUCCCUGGGCUCCUGACCAUGUCUGUGUUGUUUCUCCUCUCAUCUUCCCAACUCCAUUUUUGUCCUCACACUGAAGAACUGGGUUUGAUUCCUCUCUUCCAUGCCCUGGGUAAGAAAUGGUAGGUGUUGUCCUUUACAGUUUCCAGUUUGGGCCUGUACCAUCAGUCUACUAGAUUUGGUAGAGUUUACAGAACAUUUUGGGGCUUAGGGAGAUGGCAUUCCAAUGGCAUAGCCUGUUGUAAUUCAAGAGAGAGGAGAUUCAAAAGCUGUGGGAGGAGGUAAUGAGAGAAAGUAUCCAGUGAUUGCUUUCAGAAAUUAAGGAGGCUCAUUUGGUGGGGCAGUAGCAAGGCUCGCUGUGUGGAAUCUGAGCCUGGAACUUCUUAUUACCUUGAUAAUGACCAUUAUGAGGAUCCUGUGUAACUAGGCAAUAGACCGAGGAAACCACCAGUGAAAAGAAUAUGAAGUGAUGAGUCAGCAUUGGUAGCAAUGUAAAAUCAUGUCUCUAAACCUCUUUGGAAGGGGAUGUUUCUGUUUGGGUUCCUUUUCUAUUCCUGUCCACAUCUUUGUUUAAUUUCAGUGCCCACUCAGAUAUGUAGGUAUGAAAAGUGAUUUGGGCCUGUCUAGUAGAGGGCAGGUGCCUGGUUAUAGCCAUCUUUCAGUUAUACAUGGAAUGAACUUGGCAUCAUGCUGGCGAGCCUCUGAGGAAAGGUGAGAAACCUGACCCUGACUUACUGUAGCUCCUGCCUCAGAGGAAAGAUCAUAAUUAAUCAUACACAUACUUGGAUGUAUUCUCACACCUAUUCCACAUCCUCUGAUUAAAUCUGAAUUUUUGAGUCCUGGUACUUUUUUUUUUUUUUUAUGAUAGUCACACACAAUGAGAGAGAGAGAGGCAGAGACAGGCAGAGGGAGAAGCAGGCUCCAUGCACUGGGAGCCUGACGUGGGAUUCGAUCCCGGGUGUCCAGGAUCACGCCCUGGGCCAAAGGCAGGCACCAAACCGCUGUGCCACCCAGGGAUCCUGAAUCCUGGUACUUUUUUAAAAUAUUUUUUUAUUUAGCCAUUUGACAGAGAAAGGGAGAGAGAGAGGGCACAAGCAGGUGGAGUGGCAGGAAGAGGGAGAGGGAGAAGCAGGCUCCACACUGAGCAGGGAGCCUGAUGUGGAACUUGAACCCAGGACCCCAGGAUCAUGACCUGAGCCAAAGGCAGACGUUUAACCAACUGAGCCACCCAGGCACUCCUGUUUAUGGACUCUAAUUUUACCAGAUGUUUUGAUGUCACUGGUUUAGUUAUACUGUUCAUCUAAUGGUAUGGGCCCUGAUCCUUCUCACAAUCACUGCUUCAGGACCGUGUAGCAACAUAUGGAAACGUACUUUACAUAGUUAAGGAAUUUAGCACUAAGGAAAGGAUAUGUACGCUGUUAUGAUAACACCAUACUAUUAUGUCUGCAAGGGAGGGCAUAAAGAAACAUUUUUGGUUAGGCUUAUUGAGAUAUACUUCAUAUCCUUUACCCUUUUUUUAAAAUUUUUAAAAGAUGUAUUUAUUUAUUUAUGAUAGAGAGGGACAGAGACACAGGCAGAGGGAGAAGCAGGCUCCAUGCUGGGAGCCUGACAUGGGACUUGAUCCUGGGACUCCAGGAUCGUGCCCUGGGCCAAAGGCAGGCGCAAAACCACUGAGCCACCCAGGGAUCCCCGCUUUACCUUUUUAAAGUAGACAGUUUGGUGAACUUUGACAAAUGAAUACAGUUGUGUAUCCAAGGUACAGUUGUGUAUCCAAGGUAAAGAAAAUUUCCAUCACCCUCAGCAUAGGGAGAAAUUUAAAUGGUUUGUGGGAUGUUGGAGGUUUUUCUUUAUUUUCUUCCUUGAUAAGAUUUGUGUAAUACAUAUAAUUCAGCAGAAGAAAAGGCAGAAACCAAACUUACCUUCAGGGCUUCCAGACUCUGCAAAAUGCAAAGAUCCCUCACCUAGAAUCAGUUUUAAGAAAAGCAGUCAAGGGAUCCCUGGGUGGCGCAGCGAUUUGGCGCCUGCCUUUGGCCCAGGGCGCGAUCCUGGAGACCCGGGAUCGAGUCCCACGUCGGGCUCCCGGUGCAUGGAGCCUGCUUCUCCCUCUGCCUGUGUCUCUGCCUCUCUCUCUCUCUCUCUAUGACUAUUGUAAAUAAAUAAAAAUUAAAAAAAAAGAAAAGCAG
Molecule: messenger RNA, 4100 nt
Organism: Nyctereutes procyonoides (raccoon dog)
Lineage: Eukaryota; Metazoa; Chordata; Mammalia; Carnivora; Canidae
Gene: ZNF619
Product: zinc finger protein 619
Exons: 5
Coding region: 173-1876 (567 amino acids)
Biological process (GO): negative regulation of transcription by RNA polymerase II
Molecular function (GO): DNA-binding transcription repressor activity, RNA polymerase II-specific; RNA polymerase II cis-regulatory region sequence-specific DNA binding
Source: RefSeq, a predicted model, not a curated record